AUGGCGGCAGUAAUAGACACCGCAGCCACCCCUGGCACAGUUACGCUGGUAGAUGUGAAUCAUGUCCUGGCCACUCGGCAUUUGGACCAUGGAGAUCGUGAUAUCGUGCUGGUUCCAACGCCCUCAAAUGACCCGGACGACCCUCUUAACUGGAGUCGGAGGCGCAAGCUUCUGUCCACAGCCUGUGAUGCUAACGAUUACGCUUUCAGCUACACAUUAUUCACCGGAAUUGCUUGCUCUGUCGUUUACUCGGUGCUUACACCGCUCCAUGAAGCAACGGGCUUGCCAGUGAGCACAUUGAACGAAGGAACAGGAUACAUGUUCUUGUUGGCUGGAUGGGGGUUGCUAUUUUGGCAGCCCUUCGCUAUGCAGUAUGGCAAGCGCCCGACGUACCUUCUGUCUUUGGCGGGCAUAUUGGGGGUGACAAUGUGGGGACCAUAUGCGAGCACCAACGGUCAAUGGAUCGCGCGAAACAUCGUUUCCGGAUUUUUCACUGCGCCUGUAGAAGCGCUCCCUGAGAUCUCCGUUACGGAUAUAUACUUCACCCACGAGCGAGGAACAUACAUGGGCUUGUAUGCUUUCUUCCUAGCAGGAAGCAACUAUUUCGCACCCGUCAUCUGCGGAUUCAUCGCCCAGUACCAAGGCUGGCGAUGGGUAUUUUACUGGCCGAGUAUUUUCGCUGGCUGUGCACUCAUCUUUCUCUUCUUUUUCUGCGAAGAAACCAACUAUGUUAGAAAACAUGAUGGAGAGCCUAGUGCCGAGGUAUCGCAAGUCAGCUCAAACAGCGAGCGACCAGAGAAACCGCCGGUCACGACCAACGAUUGCGAAGCUGUGACUGAGCAUAGGGCAUACAGUAAGAAGACAUAUGUGCAAAAAUUGGCACUCUGGGGCCCGCGCCAGGAGCACAACACCAUGUUCCGCCGGUUCUGGCAGUGUUUAUAUUUCCUUUCGUGGCCGGUUAUCUUUUACGCUGGAUUCUCUUACGGGUCUUACCUGGUUCUUUUCAAUAUCAUGAACGGAACUGCCUCCAUCAUUCUUGGCGGACCGCCAUAUAACUUCGGGUCUUCCAUGGUCGGUCUCAGCUACCUAGCGGCCAUUUUUGGUGUAAUUCUUGCAUCCGUUUUCACCGGAAAAUUCAGUGACUGGCUGACUGUCAAGCUCGCCCGCCGAAACAAUGGAGUCAUGGAGGCAGAGCAUCGUCUAUGGCCCUUCCUUGCUUGUCUAGUACUUGUGCCCGGCUCCCUCAUACUAUGGGGCGUCGGUGCCGCGCAUGAGAUCCACUGGUUUGGACUGCUGGUGGCCAUGUGCUUGAUUUCUUUCACCAAUACCUGUGGCAUCACGCUGAGUGUGAACUACUUUAUUGACAGCUACCGAGAGCUGAGUGGCGUUGCCAUGGCCAGUGUUAUUCUGGUCCGGAACACCAUGUCCUUUGCCAUUGGCUAUGGUAUCACACCCUGGGUUGAUAAUAUGGGCUAUCAGAACUGCUUUAUAUCCGCUGCUUUCAUUGGAAUGGCCUGCGCUGCGGUCUUCCUCUUCAUGAUCAAGUUCGGAAAGACUUUCCGUGAGCGCACUCGCGAGAAGUACUGGAAGAUUGUUCAAACGAACGUGGAGAAGGGAAUGGGCCAUUAG
Molecule: messenger RNA, 1629 nt
Organism: Penicillium bovifimosum
Lineage: Eukaryota; Fungi; Ascomycota; Eurotiomycetes; Eurotiales; Aspergillaceae
Product: putative MFS transporter
Exons: 9
Coding region: 1-1629 (542 amino acids)
Biological process (GO): transmembrane transport
Molecular function (GO): transmembrane transporter activity
Source: RefSeq, a predicted model, not a curated record